Molecule: messenger RNA, 2467 nt
Organism: Nannospalax galili (Upper Galilee mountains blind mole rat)
Lineage: Eukaryota; Metazoa; Chordata; Mammalia; Rodentia; Spalacidae
Gene: Usp3
Product: ubiquitin specific peptidase 3
Exons: 16
Coding region: 581-1888 (435 amino acids)
Biological process (GO): protein deubiquitination
Cellular component (GO): cytoplasm
Molecular function (GO): zinc ion binding; cysteine-type deubiquitinase activity
Source: RefSeq, a predicted model, not a curated record
CGGUCGCGUACCCGAGGCCCCGGCUGUGACCUGGGCCUUGCCGUCGAAGGGCUGCGGGCGGCCGGUGCCCGGACUCCAGGCAAAGUGAAGGCGAGCGGACCUGGCGCGCUGGGCGAGGAGACGCGGCGAAGCCGGCGCGGGCGGGAGAGGCGCCCGCUCCUUUGUUUCCUGCGGCCCGACGGCCGGGACGCUGAGCAGAGGCCCGCGGUGGCCUGGGGCGAGCGCCCCGCGGCGGGUUGGCAUGGCGGCCCGCAUCCUGAGGCGCCCAGGGCGGGGAACGCGGGAGCCGACUGGUGUGCAGAUCCAACAAAAGCCCCUGGGUCUGUUUGACUUGUUCAAGUGUCCACUGUGGAAGAUGCAUUUCCGUAUGCAUAUUGCUGACCAGGAUUCAGAGAAAAGAUCUGAAGCCAUAUCCAUGAAAAGUCAGUGUUUCUGACUUCAUUUUAGAUGCGAUGCCAACAUAUGGCCCUGUGAAAGGUAUGUGAAUGGCCAUGCAAAAAAACAUUAUGAAGAUGCACAGAUACCCUUAACCAACCAUAAGAAAUCAGAAAAGCAAGAGAAAGCUCAGCACACAGUGUGUAUGGAUUGCAGUAGCUACAGCACAUACUGUUAUCGCUGUGAUGAUUUUGUGGUUAAUGAUACCAAGCUGGGCCUGGUACAGAAAGUGAGAGAACACUUGCAAAAUCUGGAAAACUCAGCUUUCACAGCUGACAGACAUAGAAAAAGAAAACUGCUGGAAAUCUCAUCAUUAAAUAGCAAGUUAUUAAAAGUGAAUGGAAGCACCACUGCCAUUUGUGCCACAGGACUUCGGAAUUUGGGCAACACAUGUUUUAUGAAUGCCAUCCUUCAGUCACUCAGUAACAUUGAGCAGUUUUGCUGUUAUUUCAAAGAACUGCCUGCUGUGGAGUUAAGGAAUGGAAAAACAGCAGGAAGGCGAACAUACCACACCAGGAGCCAAGGGGAUAACAAUGUGUCUUUGGUAGAAGAGUUUAGAAAGACACUCUGUGCUUUAUGGCAAGGCAGCCAGACUGCAUUUAGUCCAGAGUCCUUGUUUUAUGUUGUUUGGAAGAUUAUGCCUAACUUUAGGGGCUAUCAGCAGCAAGACGCCCACGAAUUCAUGCGGUACCUUUUGGACCACCUACACUUGGAACUUCAGGGCGGUUUCAAUGGUGUUUCCCGCUCUGCAAUCCUACAGGAGAAUUCUACUCUGUCUGCAAGUAACAAAUGCUGCAUAAAUGGAGCAUCAACUGUUGUCACAGCAAUAUUUGGAGGCAUUCUCCAGAACGAAGUCAACUGCCUCAUCUGUGGGACAGAGUCAAGGAAGUUUGAUCCAUUCCUAGAUCUUUCAUUAGAUAUUCCAAAUCAGUUCAGAAGUAAGCGCUCUAAGAAUCAAGAAAAUGGACCAGUUUGUUCAUUACGAGAUUGUCUUCACAGUUUCACCGACCUAGAAGAACUUGAUGAGACAGAAUUAUAUAUGUGCCACAAAUGCAAAAAGAAACAGAAGUCCACAAAAAAGUUUUGGAUUCAAAAACUACCCAAGGUGCUGUGCUUACAUUUGAAAAGAUUUCACUGGACAGCAUAUUUAAGAAAUAAAGUUGAUACGUAUGUAGAAUUUCCACUGAGAGGCCUAGACAUGAAGUGCUACUUACUAGAGCCAGAGAACAGUGGUCCAGAAAGCUGCCUGUAUGACCUUGCUGCUGUAGUGGUGCACCAUGGCUCUGGGGUUGGUUCUGGACAUUACACAGCUUAUGCAACUCAUGAAGGCCGUUGGUUCCAUUUCAAUGACAGUACUGUAACACUGACUGAUGAGGAGACCGUUGUGAAGGCAAAGGCCUACAUACUAUUUUACGUGGAAUGCCAGGCCAGAGCUGGAUCAGACAAACUUUAAUACUGCCUGUGAUCGUUAUUCAUCAACUGUACCGGACAAACAUUUCCAAUUUUUCAUAAAUACUUGAUCCAAGAUUUAAUUAUAUUACGCACUUUUCAAUUUCCAGUUUUGGGUUUAGUUUUGUCAAUGGUAGUGACUUACUGAAGGUGGGCACCAACUAAUGUUUCGUUCUACCAGAAAACCUCAGCAGACAUUUUUGAUUUGCUGCUUUAGUUGAAAUAAUUCAAUUUUUAUAUGUAGUUUCCAGAACUUAGUUCUGUUUGGCUUUUUGUGUAUUAACAUUUUCAGUUCUCAUUCUGAGGCACAUCUGUGCUUUCAGCCUCAUGAGUGUCAAGAGUAACACUGCCUUACACAGCUGAGGUUGGGCUGACUCCACAGCGAGAUCAUGUGGGUGCAGAAUCUGCAGCCAAUGAGACUUCACAGUGAUUUGCUCAGUAAUAACUCUUUCUGGCUAGGCACUAACAGGGGCAUCUUUAAGUAGACCAGGUAAUUGCUGCCGUUGGUGUCUCUCAAGGCUGCUGCCUAUCAGCGCUAAAUAAAUCUGUUGGUUUGGUUGUAUAUGUACUACAACUUCAAGAA